UGGAGGAGCUGAAAAUAUGGAGGAAAGAGAGUUGUAACAGGGAAAAUUAGACAUUUCACCCCCCAAAAAAUAUUAUUAAACCGAUCAAGAAGUGUAACGGUCGAAGAGGCAAUAUCCAAGCAGUGAAAAAGAGAACGACAAUCAGGGGGAUUGACUCGAAGAAGGGGAGGAGCCUACUGAUCCACCAUACCUCUGGACCAAAGUCAUGGCUGACUCCGAAGACCCACUUUAGAACCUUCAGUCCCUUCCCAAACACAAGCAAAUACACACUUGCCUAAGGCUUUAUCAUCCUAAUUCUUAUUACCUUCAACUUGACUGAGUUUUGGAACAACAAAGAUCACUAACACAAUCAUCUCUGGCUUCUCCGUUCAUCAUUUCUGCCAACACCACAGCUGUGGAGGUGAAGACAACUCUCCCCUCGGGGAUGCAGAGCCCUGUGGGCGGCAGUGAGCAGGGUGUUGGAGGUGGCGGCGGUCCCGUGGACCUGAGGACAGAUCCCAGGCUGGGACCCCUGGGUGGAGGGGUGGAUCCAGCCAUGAGGGAGCAGCAACUGCAGCAUGAACUGCUCCUCCUCAAGCAGCAGCAGGAGCUUCAGAAACAGCUUCUCUUCGCUGAGUUCCAGAAGCAGCAUGAGGUGCUGACACGCCAGCAUGAGGUUCAGCUGCAGGAGCACCUGAAGCAGCAGCAGGAGAUCCUGGCGGCCAAGCGGCAGCAGGAGCUGGAGCAGAAGAGGAAGCUAGAGCAGCAGAGGCAUGAGGAGCUGGAGAAACAGAGGCUGGAGCAGCAGCUCCUCAUGCUACGCAACAAGGAGAAGGGCAAAGAGAGUGCCAUUGCCAGUACGGAGGUGAAGCUGAAGCUCCAGGAGUUCCUCCUGAGCAAAAAAGAGCCUGGCACACCUGGCGGACUAAACCAUUCCUUCACCCAUAAAUGCUGGGGGGCCCACCACACCUCUCUGGACCCCAACUCCCCCCCUCAGAGUAACACUCCGGGAACGCCGCCCUCCUACAAACUACCCCCGCUACUGGGGUCCUACGAGGGCAGGGACGAUUUCCCUCUCCGGAAGACUGCCUCCGAGCCCAAUCUGAAGGUGCGUUCGCGGUUAAAACAGAAGGUAGCUGAGAGACGGAGCAGUCCUCUGCUGAGGAGGAAGGACGGGACAGUGAUAAGCACCUUCAAAAAGAGAGCCAUCGAGAUCUCUGUGUCCUCCAUGUGCAGCAGUGCCCCUGGCUCCGGGCCCAGCUCGCCCAACAGCUCCAACAGCGCCAUCGCAGAGAACGGCUCCAGCGGCUCUGUCCCCAACAUCCACGCAGAGCAGCUGCGGUCCCUCCACCAGACCCUUAACGCUGAUGGGACAGUCAGUCCGCUGAGCCUCUACACAUCCCCCUCGCUGCCCAACAUCUCCCUGGGCCUGCCAGCCAACUCGCACCUCACCGCCAAUCAGAAGCUGUUGCAGGAGGCGGAGAGGCAGGCCAUCCAGACCAUGCGUCAGGGUGGGGCUCUGACGGGCAAGUUUGUCAGCACCUCGUCCCUGCCGGCAUCAUGCCUGCCACCUGGGAUGCAACACGACUUAGACUCCACCCAGGCCCCCAACAGCCACAGCAGUCACUCCUCCCUACUGCAGCACGUCCUCCUGCUGGAGCAGGCCCGCCAGCAGAGUGCCCUCCUCUCAGUCCCCAUGUACGGUCAGUCGCCGUUGGUGACAGGGGAGCGGGUGUCCAACAGUAUGCGCACGGUGAACAAGCUACCACGCCACCGGCCCCUGAGUCGCACACAGUCUGCACCCCUCCCCCAGAGCCCCCAGGCCCUGCAGCAGCUCGUCAUGCAGCAGCAGCACCAGCACUUCCUGGAGAAGCAGAAGCAGUACCAGCUCAACAAGAUUCUGUCAAAAGGGGUGGAGCUUCCUCGCCAACCACCCACCCACCCCGAGGAGACGGAGGAGGAGCUCACAGAGACGCAGGAGAUGCAGGAGGAGGGGGCGGGGUCUGAGCGUCUGGGGGAGGGGCGUCCUCAGGAGCAGAGGCUCCAGAAGGAAGAGUCGGGGGAGACGUCGCCCCCUUCAGAACGCCUGCUGACCCCCCUGAAGGGCGAGAGCACAGAGAGCGAUUUGGAGGAAGAGGAUGAUGAAGACGAGGCCAUCGAGCUGAGGGAGUGUGAUGAGGAGGGCGUACCUUACGGCCAACAUCACCUGCAACAGCUCAAUGUGUUCCAGGCGUCCCUGUCCAUUUCGGGCAUGCCUCACAGACCUCUGGGAAGGGCCCAGUCCUCCCCUGCCACUGCCAGCGUCAAGGGGGCUCCCAUGGGUGAGGUCCCCAUCAAGCACCUCUUCACUACAGGGUUGGUGUACGACACCUUUAUGCUGAAGCACCAGUGUAUGUGUGGGAACACCCACAUCCACCCAGAGCACGCCGGCCGCAUCCAGAGUGUGUGGUCCCGGCUGCAGGAGACUGGGCUGCUGGGCCGCUGUGAGCGGAUUCGGGGGAGGAAGGCCACAUUGGAUGAGAUCCAGACUGUGCAUUCAGAAUACCACACCCUGCUGUACGGCACCAGUCCCCUCAACAGACAGAAACUAGACAGCAAGAAGCUCUUAGGUCCAAUCAGUCAGAAGAUGUAUGCUGUGUUGCCCUGUGGAGGCAUUGGGGUGGACAGUGACACUGUGUGGAAUGAGAUGCACUCCUCGGGCGCUGUCAGAAUGGCUGUUGGCUGCGUCAUCGAGCUGGCUUUCAAAGUGGCCGCCGGGGAACUGAAGAACGGCUUUGCCGUGGUGCGUCCACCAGGCCAUCACGCUGAGGAAUCCACUGCCAUGGGCUUCUGCUUCUUCAACUCAGUGGCCAUCACAGCCAAGCUGCUACAGCAGAAACUAGGAGUGAGCAAGAUACUCAUCGUGGACUGGGAUAUUCACCAUGGUAACGGGACACAGCAGGCUUUUUACAACGACCCCAACGUACUUUACAUUUCCAUGCAUCGCUACGACGAUGGAAACUUCUUCCCCGGCAGUGGGGCUCCUGAAGAGGUGGGGGUUGGACCUGGUGUUGGCUUCAACACAAACAUCGCUUGGACAGGGGGUGUAGAACCGCCCAUGGGGGACGUGGAGUACCUGACUGCCUUCAGGACGGUGGUGAUGCCCAUAGCCAACGAGUUCUCCCCUGACGUGGUCCUAGUGUCCGCUGGGUUUGAUGCCGUGGAGGGCCACCAGUCCCCUCUGGGAGGAUACAACGUCACUGCUAAAUGUUUCGGCCACCUCACCAAGCAGCUAAUGAAGCUGGCGGGGGGACGUGUGGUCCUGGCGCUGGAAGGAGGUCACGACCUCACGGCCAUCUGUGACGCCUCCGAGUCCUGCGUGGCGGCCCUGCUCGGCGAUGAGUUGGACCCCCUGCCACAGGCUGUCCUGCAACAGAAGCCCUGUCCAAAAGCUGCUGCCUCUCUGGAGAGGGUCAUCGAGAUACAGAGUAAACACUGGAGCUCUCUCCAAAGGUUGGCUCCCACGGUGGGCCAGUCCUUAAUGGAUGCCCAGCGGAGAGAGAAGGACGAGGCCGACACGGUCACUGCCAUGGCAUCGCUUACCGUGGAUACUGAGCAGGCCGCCGCUUCCACCGUCUCCACGGAGACCAGCAGGUCUACAGAAGAGCCAAUGGAAGAGGAGCCUGUCUUGUAGGAAGAAACGGAGAGUUGUCACGACAGCGCAACACCUUUAUCUCCAUGUCCUUCGGCACUAGCCUUCUCCUGUCAUCCUCUCCUCUUUCCAGCUCUCGCCUCACCUCUUUCCAUUUUCUGAGGAAUGAUGGACUUGUGCUAGCCUCCCUUUCCAACUCACUGAGGUGAGUGUUAAAGUGUGUGUGUGGGAGAGGAGAGGCGGGAACACACACACACUGACCUAAAGGGGGCAACGGCGGAUAUGCGUGAUUGGUGGAGAAGCAGGAAGAGGCGGGACCUUUUGAGGAGCCUGUGUGUCUUGCUUUUUUCUUUGAAUCUUUUUUUGUAAGCAGAAGGCAGUGGAUCCAGGAGGGUACCUCGGCUAUGAGGCCCGAGAAGCUUUGUACAUUUUUUGUCAUACUUUAUACUUUUCAGGAACAUUAGAACUGAAAAAGCCAACAAGCAGCAAAAAUAUUUCAACAGCCACAAAUACACUCAAACACACCCGCAUUAUAUUAUACACACUAAGUUCCCAACAGCGGAACAACAAUGGGGUUGUAUCAAUGAAUAAUGCUCUUCCUUUCAGAGCAUGCGUACCUCUGUUCCUAUUUUGUCUGUCGUUUGGUAUUCUCGUGCGUCUAUUCAAUAAUCUGUUCAAAGAAGCACACAAACAUAUAUGAUAUGUAUAUUCCUUUCACUGUAUCCGAUAUCAGCUGUGGUUGUGGAGUGGAGGUCGAGCUGUGGAUCCUGCCAAGGGGAACUUACUGGCUGAAGGAGACAACAUAUCUCCAAUACAGCCUGAAGCCUCAGCUCCCUCCACUUUGUAUGGGACAGAAUGCAUUUUGAGGUGGUUUUACCGUUCUACUUUGUUUGGACUAUCAAAAAAGGACAUGCAUAGCCACAAUCAAAUUUACCGCUUGGUGCAAUGGAAGCCCAUGGAUUGGACGAGGAAGGAUUUUGUGGAAUAAUGCUUGGAUUAUAAACUUUGUCUCACGCUUGCUGCUGCGACUGGGAGACUUGUGGUGGUCACGAGACUGGAGAAAGACGUUUUUAGAAGAACUUGGUGCCUUUAUAUUAAAUAUCCCUGUUAACACCAACUACACCACCACUUAGCAGAACACAGGACAGAAAGACAAAUCCACACACUUGUUACUCUCAUGUCUGUUUUGUUUGUAUAUUUGUUUGCUUGUUUGUUUCUUUCAAAAUGCCUUAAUUUCCUCCAGAGAAUGCACCAUUUUAGCUAUCUCUGCAGAGAGAGCAGAGAUAGGAUUCUUCUCCUAUGUCCUCUCUUUCUGGGUUUGUGUAAUACUCUAGGUCAAAGGUCAGUGUGGCCUUAACAACUGAGGUUUUUUUGCGUCCUUUAUCAAUCCCGACCCGUACAUAUGCGGCUGACAGUAUGAUUGUGAGGAAAUUUGAACGCUACAACGACCAACUUUUUUUGCUAUGUCACUUCCUGUCACUUGUAAAUACUGCAUCCUGUUCUGCUCUGGCAAACCCCUCAACCUGAGACGGUUCAAUAACGAACUCAUUGUUUUUCCGUUUAGAGAGGAAGGACUGAACUUGGUCACUUUUUUUUUAAACAAACGUUUUAAUUUGUCAAAUAUAAGAUGUAUACGAAUAAUGACAAUAAGUGUUAAUCCAAUCAAAUUGGAUAUGAAUAUUACAUUUGAGAAGAGUAAAAAAACAAAAAACAUUUCAUGUUAAAGCCACCUCUAAGCACACAUCGUGUUAGUUUUGCUAUCAAUGUUUUGUCCUUUUUUCUAAGUGCCAUUUGUUUUAUCCACACAAAAAAAAAGACAACAGAAAUUGUGAUUUGGUGAUAUGUGGAUCGAUCUCAUUUGGCAAAUAACCAUGAGCAAGCACCACUUAAGAUGUUUACACUGCAAUACCCCAAUCCCUCAAAACUGAUGCCCACUUGUCAGCUGUCAUAAACCCUUUGUUUGACUUAGUGUCCAGGUGCUGUUUUAUCUGGUCUCCGUUGUUGUCAUCAAUAUUUAUAUUUCUCAAUCAAUGAAAAGUGUUUGCACUUGACACAUAUGAUCAAACAAAUUAAAUACUAAGAUUUCUUUGGAAAAUAUAUUUUUCAGUGGGAAUUAGCACAAUCUAUCAUGCUUGAGGAAUUCAUACAAAUCAAGUAUAUCUACUAGAGAAUGGUAACCGACACCUCCCUUAAAGACAUGCUCUGGAAAUUUGGCGGCUACGGAGUAUUUUUUAAACCUCCCGCUUUGGGCUGGAUGUGUCAAUGUGUAGUUCAUACAUGCAUAAUCUAUGAGCAGAAUUACUGUUUUACCUCAAUUAGCUACGCAAUCCCUAGUUUAAAAGCCACUGUUUUUGGAUGCUGUGCUGCGGCAUUUUCCUUAUAUUUUCCCCCACUUGGGCCAGCCCCCUAGUAAUUUGAGUAGAACCAAUGAGCUUCUGCCCCUCGCCAGCUAGCGAAAUGUACAUGGUACACCUACAGCAGAGAGAGAUCAAUGACAUGGUGCACAUAUCUGCACAUAUGUGACGUAAUACACAACUGUUGGGGGCCACUUUUUGCUCGUUAGCACAACUUUCAGAACUACCGGUUAAAAAGUAUCCAAAAGUACCGGAGAAUCUCUUUAACCAGCAUACUCUCAGAUAAUGUGUGGUGCAGAGCUUGUCUACAUUGAUCAUUUUCUUUUAUUUCAAGCAAUGUAACAAAACACUGACCAAGUCUUCUGCAUCUGUCCUCUUUAUUGAGGUAAAAAACUAUCAUUAAGGAAUAGGUUAUUUCUAUAGAGUUUUUCCCUGUAAUCAUAUAUUUAAUUCUCUACCUGUCCACUCAUCAUCGUAACGUACUUUUGUCCCUUUGUCAUACAACUGUAUAUUGAACUUAUCUACAUACUGUAAUAACUAUACAGUGACGAUGUUUUCAUGAACAUUAAAUGGGUGUCAACACCUAACUCCC
Molecule: messenger RNA, 6556 nt
Organism: Salvelinus namaycush (lake trout)
Lineage: Eukaryota; Metazoa; Chordata; Actinopteri; Salmoniformes; Salmonidae
Product: histone deacetylase 5-like
Exons: 25
Coding region: 425-3652 (1075 amino acids)
Biological process (GO): chromatin organization; negative regulation of transcription by RNA polymerase II
Cellular component (GO): histone deacetylase complex
Molecular function (GO): histone deacetylase activity
Source: RefSeq, a predicted model, not a curated record